AUGAUGUAUUCCAAAGCUGGUAAAAUUUCAAUUGAGCUAUUUCCCUGGAUACAACAGAGAGACGCAAUUAUCAAUGGGGAGAAAAAAAAAACAUAUGAAAUUUCAAUUUUUGAUGAUAUUCCCCACAGUAAAAGACCUUACAAAAGUUUCAAAGAAAAUGCUAAACUAUCUCCAAGAGAAACCUCUCAACUCAAAGUUUAACCCUUUUCUAAAUAAGUGGGAAGGGUGGAAUCCAAAAAAGAGUUGGAUAGAUAUGGAUUUUAUAAUCCCAAAUAUCAUUUAGUGCAGAAAAAGUCACCUUUAACUGAUGGACCUGAUCAUUUUAGAUAAAUAAAUAGUGAUCGAUCUUUAUCCUCAAAAACUAUUAAAAGAUCUAUUAAACUACAGAAACCCACUUUGAAACAUAAUUGCGAUACUAGUAAAGAAUAUUUAGAGAAAAAAUAACUGUAAGAAGAAAGGAAACUCAGAGCCUAAGAAUAUUAACCAGACCUUAAUAGAUUCCCUUUGCCCGAGGGACCUAAUGAGCAUAGAUUUGAAUACCAACAAUACCCUUAAUCUUAAUACAAUAGAUCGCCAAAUCCAAUCAUUAGACCACGAUCUAGUUCUUCUAAAUUGAAGUUUAAAGAAGUAAAAAUAUAAUUUGAUAAAAUGGUAGUAAAAGAAUGGUUAAAUUUAUGAUCUCAAUUACACCGUCAUCUAUCCUAAAUCAGAUAAGAUGAUACCAGUAUUAGAUAAAUUGACACCCAGGUAACCCUUCAAUAGUGAUAAGCCUGUUUAUACAUUUCAUGAGACACUCUCUGAUGAUACUCCAAAGAAACGAAAUAGUCCCCAAUCAUUUAAGUUGGAUUAGCAGAUUUCUAGAGAGAAAGCUAUGAGUUACUAUUCCUCUAUAAGAAGACUUUAUUAUUUAUGA
This is a messenger RNA of Paramecium octaurelia, 913 nucleotides long. The record is from the annotation of a GenBank genome assembly. NCBI's taxonomy places the organism in Eukaryota, Ciliophora, Oligohymenophorea, Peniculida, Parameciidae.